Gavialis gangeticus (Gharial) is the source of this 1931-nucleotide messenger RNA. RefSeq names its product MON1 homolog A, secretory trafficking associated (gene MON1A). The coding region runs from base 100 to 1749 and encodes 549 amino acids. The transcript has 6 exons. The record is from RefSeq and is a predicted model, not a curated record. Lineage: Eukaryota; Metazoa; Chordata; Crocodylia; Gavialidae. Gene Ontology annotation, biological process: vesicle-mediated transport; protein targeting to vacuole.
CACCCAGUUCCUGUCGGAGCUCUGACCUCGCCGUGCUGCCGAGCGGGGCCUCCAGAGCGAGAGGGAGGCGCUGCAAAGGUCCCUGCCAUCCCCUGAGAAAUGGCUGCUGAUGUCCACAAGAAAAAAGGCUGGGAAGUGCCCAAUGGAUCCUUGGUGCCAGCAGAUGGGCAGCACACAGAGAGGUCUGAGAGCCCUACCCCAGGACUGGCACAGGGAACAGAACCAGGGGCAGGUCAGGAGGGGACAAUGUUUGUUCAUGCCCGGUCCUACGAGGACCUGACAAGCCCUGAGGAUGCAGGUGUCACAUCCAGGAGCCCAGAGGAAGGGCAAGGGGACGAGGUUGACCAGACCAAUAUGGAGCAAAUCAGCAAGGACUUCAGUGAGCUCAGCACACAGCUGACAGGUAUGGCCUUGGACCUGGAGGAAGAGAUGAGGCAGAGCAAGGAGGACAAGCUGGACCUCUCACCCCAGACAUGCCGACGGGACUCUGUGCUAUCGGGAAAGGAAGAGGAGGAUGUGACUAUGGAUGCCUGGCGCAUGCAUCAGAAACAUGUGUUUGUGCUGAGUGAAGCAGGCAAACCAGUAUACUCUCGCUAUGGGUCAGAAGAAGCGCUGUCCAGCACUAUGGGGGUGAUGAUGGCUCUGGUGUCCUUCCUGGAGGCAGAGAAGAAUGCCAUCAGAUCUAUCCAUGCAGAUGGCUACAAGGUGGUCUUUGUGCGCAGGAGCCCUCUGGUGCUGGUGGCCGUGGCUCGGACCCAGCAAUCAGAACAGGAGAUUGCCCAUGAGCUCCUCUAUAUCUACUACCAGAUCCUCAGCCUCCUGACCUGGACACAGCUCAACCACAUCUUCCAGCAAAAGCAGAACUACGAUCUGCGCAGGCUACUGGCAGGCUCUGAGCGCAUCACUGACAACCUGCUGGACCUCAUGGCACGGGACCCUAGUUUCCUGAUGGGUGCUGUGCGCUGCCUACCAAUGGCAGCCGGGGUGCGGGAUGCUGUGAGUGCCAGCCUCCAGCAGGCCCGAGCCAAAAGUUUGGUGUUCUCUAUCCUUCUGUCCAGGAACCAACUGGUGUCUCUGGUAAGAAAAAAGGACCAGUUCCUGCACCCCAUUGACCUCCAUUUGCUCUUUAACCUUAUCAGUUCCUCCUCCUCCUUCCGGGAGGGUGAAGCCUGGACUCCCAUCUGCCUACCUAAGUUCAAUUCCAGUGGCUUCUUCCACGCCCACAUUUCCUAUCUGGAGCAAGAGACAGAUCUGUGCCUACUCCUUGUCUCCACUGACCGUGAGGACUUCUUCACUGUAUCCGACUGCAAGCGCAGAUUUCAGGAGCGUCUAAGGAAACGUGGCGUGUACCAUGUCCUACAGGAGGCACUGCGCACACCUUUCUACAGCAUCUCCCAAGUGGGGAUCCCAGACCUCAGACAUUUCAUCUACAAAUCCAAGAGCUCAGGGCUCUUUACCAGCCCUGAGAUUGAGGGUCCCUAUGUCAGUGAAGAGGAGAAAGAGAGACUGCUGGGGCUGUAUCAAUACCUACACAGUCGGGCCCACAACUCUUCACAUCCCCUGAAGAAUAUAUACUUCACUGGACCCAAUGAGAACCUCCUGGCUUGGGUGACCAGUGCCUUUGAGCUCUAUGUAUGCUACAGCCCUCUGGAGACCAAGGCAGGUGCUAUCAGCACUGUCAACAAGCUCAUGAAGUGGAUCCGUAAGGAAGAGGAUCGGCUUUUCAUCCUGACACCACAGACCUACUGAUGGGUGCUGGGGAGUCAUCACUGGCCUAGAGAAGCUCCAACAGCACUGUGUAAUCUGUCCCAAAAGAUGGGCUCUUCUCAGAGCAGACCUGGGCCUCUUGUGAGCAUGGUGGAAAGGAAGGUGGGGAUGCAGGAGCAGAGCCCUCUGGGAAUGUGCAAGAAGCAUAUUCCUUAUGUAUCCAG